GUCUGUCCAGCAUGUAGUGUCAGCCGGCGUCUAAUAUCAUUCAUAAGAAGACUGAGAGGGAGCCAAAAGAAGCAGAGAGGAGGACAAUAAGAAAGAUUCUAGUGGGUCAUGUAAGAAAACUAAGCACCUCCACUCCACCAGCCACCGUCCUCCCCUGUUUUCCUCCUCCAGAGUUUUUAGCGUGCAGCGGAGAGAUGAGAGCCUGCGUGGCGCUGGUGCUGCUGGGCUUCUCCGUGUCCACCUCGGCUGCCUUGGACCUUGUUCUCCUCCACACCAACGACGUGCACGCCCGGGUGGAGGAGACCAGCGUGAACUCUGGGGCAUGUGGCACAGGAAAACCGUGUUUCGCCGGAGUUGCCCGGAGAGCCACGAUGGUUAAAAGGAUCCGCGGCGCCGAAAAAAACGUGCUGCUGCUGGAUGCCGGAGACCAGUUCCAGGGGACUGUCUGGUUCAACUUCUACAAAGGCGCCGAGGCUGCGCAUUUUAUGAAUAAACUGCGUUACGAUGCCAUGGCUUUUGGGAAUCAUGAGUUUGACAACGGAGUGGAUGGACUCAUGAAACCGUUCCUGCAGGAGCUCAAAUGUCCUAUUGUCAAUGCUAACAUUAAAACGGACAAGACUCUGGCCCCGACGUUUGGCACCACUUAUACAUCAUUUAAGAUACUUAAUGUUAGCAACGAGCGGGUUGGCGUGGUAGGAUACACGUCGCAGGAAACGCCUGUUCUGUCCGAAACAGGACCACACCUGCAGUUUGAGGACGAGGUGAAAACGCUGCAGCUUGAGGUGGACAAACUAACGACGCUGGGGAUCAAUAAGAUCAUCGCUCUGGGUCACUCCGGCUUCACCAUCGACAAAGAGAUCGCCAAGAAGGUCCGCGGCGUUGACGUUGUGAUCGGCGGACACAGCAACACGUUCCUUUAUACACCUCCAGGAAGUCCUCCAUCCAAUGAAGUCCCUGCAGGUCCUUAUCCGUACAUGGUGGACUCAGAGGACGGGCGGAAGGUUCCUGUUGUGCAGGCUUACGCCUUCGGGAAAUACCUGGGUCGCCUGGAUGUGAAAUUUAAUGAUGUGGGGGAUGUAGUGAAAGCUGAAGGCAACCCGAUCCUGCUGGACAUUAACAUCCCACAGGAUCCAGAUUUUCUUGCCGAUGUGGAGGAGUGGAAAAAGAAACUGUCAAACUACUCAGCUAAGGUGGUGGGAAAGACUCUGGUGUUUCUGAAUGGGACGACUGAGGAGUGUCGCUUUCGUGAAUGCAACCUGGGAAACCUCAUCUGUGAUGCCAUGCUUGACAACAACAUUGGAUUCUCAGACGGACUCCAGUGGAACCACGUCAGCGCCUGCCUCUUCAACGGAGGAGGUGUCCGAACAUCUAUUGAUGAGCAUACCAGGAACGGUUCGAUCACCAUGGAGGACCUGAUCUCCGUUCUACCCUUCGGAGGAACCUUCGACCUGGUGCUGCUGAAGGGCUCCACACUGAGGAAAGCCUUCGAACACUCCGUGAAACGAUACGGCCAGAGCAGCGGAGAGUUCCUACAAGUGUCCGGGUUUCAGGUAGUGUUUGACCUUUCCAAACCUCCCGAUCAUCGUGUGAAGAGUCUCAACAUCCUCUGCACAAAUUGCCGCGUCCCUCACUACGAGCCUGUUGAGGAUGCGGUGGAGUAUAAAGUAGUGCUGCCGUCCUUCAUGGUGAACGGCGGAGACGGAUUCUCCAUGAUCAAAGAAGAGGUGAUCAAACACAACAGCGGGGAUUUGGACAUUUCAGCCGUGGCAAAUUACAUCACGCAAAGAAAAACAGUUUAUCCGCAUGUUGAAGGACGAAUUAAGUUCUACAACUCUUCUUCUGGACUAAGGGCACAAGUCACUCCACUGGUUUUAUUGGUUUCACUGGUGCUGCUCUGGACUUUGUGUGGCAGCAUUUAAAGUGAAAAUCAGCCAGAAAGACAAGAGGACAGAAAAAGACUGAGGUUUUUUAUAAACUGCAUGUGAACUUUGGGAACGAAAUGAUCCUACAACGCUGAAAAUCUUGACUUGAGUUUUUUUUUUUUUUUGCAACUCUAUUUUAACAUCAUUUUAAACCAUAAAACCUGAAACAAUGUGGUUGGGAGCGUCUUGAAACUCCAUCUGGACCAAAACUACAGCUGAUGGUUUAACCUGAAGGGUGCAGUUCCUCUAACGACCACUAGAUCGCAGCUACAAGAACUCUUGGACUGUUUUGAGUUUAGCAGGAAAUCAUCAAAUUUCUAUCUAGAAAAACACAAAAUAAAAAUCUUUACACAAAAAAAUAAA
Scomber scombrus (Atlantic mackerel) is the source of this 2285-nucleotide messenger RNA. RefSeq names its product snake venom 5'-nucleotidase-like. Gene Ontology annotation, molecular function: nucleotide binding; 5'-nucleotidase activity; metal ion binding. The transcript has 9 exons. Lineage: Eukaryota; Metazoa; Chordata; Actinopteri; Scombriformes; Scombridae. Bases 195 to 1919 code for a protein of 574 amino acids. The record is from RefSeq and is a predicted model, not a curated record. Gene Ontology annotation, biological process: AMP catabolic process. Gene Ontology annotation, cellular component: plasma membrane.